AUGGACUGUUUCUCAGAAGGUGAUAAAAAUACAAGAUAUUUCCGUAGUCUGGUAAAAGGAAGAAGGAAAAGAAUCCAGAUUAAGAGGAUUAAAGAUGCUACUGGAAAUUGGCUAGAGGAUGCUGAUAGAGUUGCUGGUGAAGCUGUAAAUUUUUUUCAUAAGACAUUUACUCAGGAGGAGGUUAGUGAAGAUUCUCCAAUUCUUAAUCAUAUUCCUGAACUAAUUACAGAGGAGGAUAAUAGGCUACUUGCUGAACAACCUACUAUGGAGGAAGUACAGAAGGCAGUGUUUCAAUUAAAUGGGGACAGUACCUGUGGCCCUGAUGGCUUUUCUGGGAUCUUUUAUCAGAAGUGUUGGGAGGUGAUCAAGGCUGAUGUAUUUAGUGUUGUUAAAGCUUUCUUUGAAGGACAGACUCUUCCCAAGUCAAUCACUCACACUAAUCUAGUUUUGCUGCCAAAGAAGAAUGUUGUUGAGUCUUUCUCUGAUAUGAGACCUAUAAGUCAUAACAACUUUAUCAAUAAGUUCAUAUCAAGAGUAGUUCAUGAUAGAGUGGACAAGUUACUCACAAGGGUGAUUUCUCCAAAUCAGUCAGGUUUUGUUAAGAGCUGGAAUAUAAUUGAGAAUGUAUUAUUUACACAAGAAAUUGUAACUGAUAUAAGGAAGAGAGGAAAACCAUCAAAUGUUGUGAUUAAGUUGGAUAUGACAAAAGCAUAUGACAGGGUCUCAUGGUUAUAUCUCUGUAAGGCACGUGGUUUCUUUCACUCUACAAGGGGUGUCAAGCAAGGGGAUCCAGUCUCUCCUGCUCUUUUCAUUAUAGCUGCAGAAGAUCUUUCAAGAGCAUUAAACUCUUUGUUUGAUCAGCCUGGUUUUGUUGGUUAUGGGAUGCCAAAGUGGAGAUCCUUACAAGGUUCUGUUGGAAUAAUAAGGAGGAAGGAAGAUGCAGACAUUGGUCAUCUUGGCUUAAUAUGUGCCUUCCUAAACAUGAAGGAGGUUUGGGUUUCAGGUCUAUUUAUGACAUGUCCAAAGCCUUAUGUGCUACACUCUGGUGGAAGUUUAGAACCACUAGUUCUCUUUGGGCAAAUUUCAUGUGGAACAAAUACUAUAAGAAGCAAAUUCCUCAAGUGGUUUAAUGGAAGGGAGUUAGGUGCUCUCAGCUAUGUGGUUCCCCAAUCCUGGCAAAUCAAUGAUCAUGCUGAAGAUGUUUCUGAGCUUAUUUCAAAUGGAAGAUGGGAUAUCAACAAACUCAUGCAGCUGUUUCCUGAAGAUAUAUUUAAAGUGCCAAUUGAUGAAGUGGUGGCAAGUAUUGGCAUUCCUAUAGUUUCAAAGUGUUGUUGCUGCCAUACUGCUCAGAUUGAGACCAUCAACCAUCUGUUUCUGUGGGGAGAUUUGGCUACUAAGUGUAAUACUGAUGGAGCUGCUAAAGGAAAUCCAAGGCCAAGUUCUACUGCUUUUUGUAUCAGAAAUGAAGAAGGAGAUUUGGUGCAUGCAGUUGCUAAAAUUCUGAUAGAUGGAUCAAAUAUUGUUGCUAAGGCUGAGGCUAUUAGAAUGGGUCUGAUGUACUGUGUGGAAAAGGAACUGUUUCCAUUGAUUAAAGAGACUGAUUCCAUGACCAUGAAGAUGAUUAUAAAUGGUGAAUGGAAGAUCCCUUAG
Molecule: messenger RNA, 1650 nt
Organism: Lycium barbarum (goji berry)
Lineage: Eukaryota; Viridiplantae; Streptophyta; Magnoliopsida; Solanales; Solanaceae
Exons: 6
Coding region: 1-1650 (549 amino acids)
Molecular function (GO): RNA-DNA hybrid ribonuclease activity; nucleic acid binding
Source: RefSeq, a predicted model, not a curated record